This is a messenger RNA of Gadus morhua (Atlantic cod), 1294 nucleotides long. RefSeq names its product dual specificity phosphatase 12 (gene dusp12). Lineage: Eukaryota; Metazoa; Chordata; Actinopteri; Gadiformes; Gadidae. Gene Ontology annotation, biological process: protein dephosphorylation. Gene Ontology annotation, cellular component: nucleus. Bases 235 to 1188 code for a protein of 317 amino acids. The transcript has 8 exons. Gene Ontology annotation, molecular function: protein tyrosine/serine/threonine phosphatase activity. The record is from RefSeq and is a predicted model, not a curated record.
GACUCAAAUACAAUACAUUAUUUUGUACAAAACAUUAUAGACUUGUAUUUCUUAAUGCUACUUUUCCUUGUAUGGUAUUGGUUUAUUUUACCUGGAACGGAAAUUGAGUUGGAUGUUUCAAAUCGGAUGAUUUAACGAAGCCCACACAACACUUUUAUGAAGGGACCACAUGAUCGGGAUUCACAUCAGGAUUAUUGAUGUGAUCAGGCGACAAAAAGCUAGUCCCGCCCCAUCAUGAUAUUGGUCGAGCCCGGCCUCUUCAUCGGAUCAGCAGCCGACCUGAGCGACGCCCAGGCUUUGGCCGAGGCAGCGGUCAGUCACGUGCUGUCGGUGGACUCCGAGGACCCUCCCCUCCCCCAGGGGGCGGGGCUCCGACACAAGAGGAUCAGCGUCCUGGACCAGCCGACCUCUGACCUCCUGAGUCAUAUGGAUGACAGCUUCCUGUUCCUACAGGAAGCUGUGGAGGGGGGCGGGGCUGCUCUUGUGCACUGCCAUGCGGGGCGGAGCCGUAGUGCUGCCAUGGUAACGGCCUACCUGAUGAGGAGCCACAGGCUGAGCUUCUCUGAGGCCUACGACCGCCUGCAGCGCAGAAACCCCGACGUCCAGGUGAACACUGGGUUCCAGCAGCAGCUCCAGCUCUACGAGGCUUUGGGCUGCCGAGUCGACCGGAGCCGAGCCGAGUUCAGAGAGUUCAGACUCAGGCUGCUGGUUGAGCAGCAGGCAGACCUCUCCCAGGUCCCAAGCGAGGUCUUUGCGGUGGAUCCCGCUGACUCCGCCUCCUCCGAGGUCUCCUAUCGGUGCAGAAAGUGCAGGAGGACUCUGUUCCGUGGUUCCAGUCUCCUGAGCCACGAGGUUGGGGACGGAGCUUCAUCCUUUCAGCACAAGAAAUCCAGCGAUCCUACUGGUAACGCAGCAUGCACCUCCUACUUCAUUGAACCUGUCCAGUGGAUGGAGAGCGCUCUGAUUGGCCAGCUGGACGGGCCGCUACAGUGCCCGCGGUGCAGCAGUAAGCUGGGGGCGUUCUGCUGGGCAGGGGGCCGGUGCUCCUGUGGCCGAUGGGUCACGCCCUCCUUCCAACUCCACCACAACCGACUGGACUGCAUACGACCAAUCAGUAUCCAGAAAAUACACACCCUGACUGACUCACAGACCCCGACUGACUCGCACGCUGACACACACCCUGGCUAAUCACCCACACACAUCUAUAUACAUAUAUCUAGAUCUAUGUGUAGAGGAGUUUCCUGCUGCAGUAAUCUCCUCUGCCGUUUCCUCAUGAAUAAAACACUUAAAAGGG